AUGAAUGGUUUGGUCUUAGAUGGCCAAUUCUUCCACAUGAGAUGCUGUGCUCACAUUUUAAACCUGGUAGUGAAUGAUGGUUUAAAGGAUAUGAGUGGUUGUAUCACAAGCAUUCGUAAUGCGGUUAGGUUUGUUCGGUCAUCUACUCAAAGGCAUGACAAAUUCAUGGAAUGCAUUGAGUUUUCUAGGAUAUCUUCCAAGAAACUAGUUUGUCUUGAUGUUCCUACUCGAUGGAACUCGACUUACUUGAUGUUGGAUGCAGUUGAGAAGUUCCAAGUUGCAUUUGAAAAGCUGGAGUUUGAGGAUCCCAAUUACUUGGAAAGCUUUGGUGUUGCUGGUCCCCCUACUAGUGCAGAUUGGGAUAAGGCAAGAGCUUUUAUUAGAUUUCUGAAAAUUUUUUAUGAGGCCACACAAAUGUUUUCAUCAUCCUUGCAUGUUAGUGUGCAUACUGCCUUUCACCAGCUUGCUGUAAUUUAUAGUGAGCUUGUGCAGUAUUGUCAUAGUUCAAAUCCUACUUUGAGUAGAAUGGGUAUGGAUAUGAAGCUCAAGUAUGAUAAGUAUUGGGGUAGCAUUGCUAACAUUAAUCAUCUCCUUUAUUUUGGGGUCAUCUUUGAUCCUCGAUAUAAGUUGAAGUAUGUAAGGUGGUGCUUUUCUAAAAUGUAUAAUGAGGACCCAAAUCUGAUAAAAGAGCUCAUAACUAGCAUUAAUGAGAAUCUGUCCAGAAUGUACGAUUGCUAUUCUGCUGCUCAUAAUGAAGAAAAUAGGCAAGAUCAAGGGCAAUCAUCUCAUGGACCAUUGGGUCCUUUGGAGGGGAGUACAUCUGGGUCAAAAUCUGCUGAAAUUCCAACUUUCUUAGAAAUGGCAAAUGCUUUUCAGCAGCAUCUUGAGCAAGAAAGUUCAUUUGAAAGUAAAAAUGAGCUUGAGAGAUACUUAGAUGAAGCUUGUGUUAAAGAUAAUGGCAAGUUUGAGCUGCUAGUAUGGUGGAGGCAGAAUUCAUCAAGAUUUCCAAUCUUGUCAAUUCUGGUCAAGGAUGUUUUGGCUACUCCAGUUUCAACAGUGGCUUCUGAGAGUGCAUUUAGCACUGGUGGUAGAGUCUUGGACACUUAUAGGAGCUCUCUAAACCCUGAAGUUGCAGAAGCACUGAUUUGUACUCAAAACUGGAUGAGACAAUCUUCCAAUCAGCCCAAAGAACUUGAUGUUGUUGAUGUAUUUGACCAAUCUGAAAAAGUUAUAACAGAAUUUCGAGGCUUGAUCAUUUCUGGAAGGGCUAGAAGAUCUGCUGCUGGUGCUGGAUCUUCUCAGUCACAGCCAAUCCAAAAUGUGGUGUUGAUCACCAUUGAAGGAAUAUUAAUUGGAGCUCUACUAUUGAAAAGUAUGUGUAUUUAUAAUUGUUGGCUAAUGGAGAGUGCUCCUAAAAGAUUCCCAGGGAAUACAAUUACUGGUUAUUCCCUUGAAGCUCCUAUGCUAGUAGUGUACAUGGAUGAGAUGUCACUUGAGGGCUGGAAGAGUUUGAUAGAGUGCCCCAAGAUUCAUGCAAGUUUGAUGGUGAAGAUUGAAGAAUGCAAUUUAAGCUAUGACUAUGGGUCUGUAACUUGA
Molecule: messenger RNA, 1596 nt
Organism: Lotus japonicus
Lineage: Eukaryota; Viridiplantae; Streptophyta; Magnoliopsida; Fabales; Fabaceae
Product: zinc finger BED domain-containing protein RICESLEEPER 2-like
Exons: 6
Coding region: 1-1596 (531 amino acids)
Molecular function (GO): protein dimerization activity; DNA binding
Source: RefSeq, a predicted model, not a curated record